Messenger RNA from Hansenula ciferrii, 951 nucleotides. RefSeq names its product putative peptide hydrolase. NCBI's taxonomy places the organism in Eukaryota, Fungi, Ascomycota, Saccharomycetes, Phaffomycetales, Wickerhamomycetaceae. The transcript has a single exon. The record is from RefSeq and is a predicted model, not a curated record. Gene Ontology annotation, biological process: DNA damage response. The coding region runs from base 1 to 951 and encodes 316 amino acids. Gene Ontology annotation, molecular function: single-stranded DNA binding.
AUGGCCCCGACUAAAUAUGCACCAAUUUUUAGAAAAGAUCAUGAUGGUGAAUCUAUAAUUCAAUAUGCUACAUGGGGAUUAAUCCCAUUCUGGACCAAGAAAAAACAAGAUGCAGAUCAAUCUAAAACUUUUAAUGCUAGGAAAGAAUCAGUAAUAUCAGGUCAAAAAUUAUGGGCACCAGUGCGUAAACAUAGUCGUUGUGUUGUUCCAAUCGAAGGCUAUUAUGAAUGGUUACAUAAACCAAUAGGUCAAUCUAAAAAAAUUGAAAAGAUACCAUAUUAUCUACGUAGAAAAGAUAAAAAGUUAAUAUUUUUAGCAGGAUUAUAUGAUAAUGUUAAUUAUCAAGAUACACCUGAUGAUAAAUUCCAAAGUUUUACAAUCAUAACAGGUCCUGCACCAAAACAAACAAAAUGGUUACAUGAAAGAAUGCCAAUUGUAUUAGAGCCUGGUACAAAAGAAUGGGAUUUAUGGUUAGAUAAUACCAAAGAAUGGGAUGAUUCACUAGGUAGUGCCUUGAAAGAGUAUGGUAAAGAUGACUUGGAAUGGUUUGAAGUUUCAAAAGAUGUUGGGAAAGUUAGUAAUGAUGGUGAAUAUUUAGUAAAACCUCUUAAAAAAGGUGGAAUUGGAGAUUUCUUUAGUAAGAAUAAAAAACCUGAGACUAAGGAAGUAAAGAAGGAAGAUGAUGUGGAGAAGGAUGAGAAACAAGGAGAUGUUAUUAAUGGACUGAAAAACCAGAAUGCCAAUAUUAAGGAAGAGAAGGAAGAAGUUAAGAGUGUUGAAGAAGAUGAAGAAUCAAAAAGUGAUGUCAAUGAUGAAGAGCAAUUGAAAAAAGAGCCUGGAAAAGAUAUUAGAGAAGACUCUGAGACAAAACAUGGUACAAAGCGUGAAGCUACAGAUGAUUCUGAUAUAGGUUCUCGUGUUAGGCAACAUCACAAAAAGAUCAAAAAUUAA